Messenger RNA from Rhineura floridana, 2756 nucleotides. RefSeq names its product small integral membrane protein 3 (gene SMIM3). The transcript is spliced from 3 exons. The coding region runs from base 917 to 1090 and encodes 57 amino acids. The record is from RefSeq and is a predicted model, not a curated record. Lineage: Eukaryota; Metazoa; Chordata; Lepidosauria; Squamata; Rhineuridae.
CAAUCACGACAAAAUAACAUUGAUCAGCAUGUUUUAAAUUGUAAAAAAAACGCAUCAGAAUAAUGAAGAGAAAAGAAAGGAAGGAAGGUUGUAGAGAACGAUAACGAUGCUAAAGAAAACUAAAGAAAAAGUUAAAUACUAUUUUUCGGCUAUUUUUCUUUUUUUCAAUGUGGCGGAUAUACUGCGGGGUGAUUCUCCAUCUUCCCCUCCCGGUUUGACAUUAAGCAUCUUCCCGGGGAGCCUUUCAGUUCACAAAUGACCACUAGGUGGCCUGCUCUGCUAUAAGGCAAACAAAAGCCUUGCCUGCAAGCCAGGGAGGCAACUGCAGUUCAGCCCCUGGAUCGCUUUUUUCUGGCCUUUGAUGUUGCAGGGGAGGGACACAGCGCUACGAGCGGCAACCUGACCUUCCAAGCCAAAAAGAGGCUCGAGCGACGCGAUUCCACCACACCGGUUAAGCAAGAGGGAAAACUUUUACUUCUGUACGAAUUCUUUUUCCUGGCCGCCGGGAGGCAUCCCGUUGUUCGGUGCCGGCUUUUGGGGAAAUUGUCCUCCAGCCUCCAAGAAAGACGAUCUUACCUGGCGCGUGUUAAUUUACUAUCGCCCUUUCCUCAUCACGUUAUACAUCCGGCGCCCACGGACUUUGCGCUCCUUGGAACCAGAAGCUCGCGAGUCUGGCAAGUAACUUCUAAAGCACCACUCUCGGUCAGCGUGGUUUAAACCCGGAUGGUUCUUCAGAGGAUUAAAGAGAAGUUCAAGAAGCUUCUGUAAGUCAAUGCCUUAGAAGCUCUUCCGUGGGCUUUCAGCUCCUGGACUCAGCUCGCUUCCUGACGUCCCUUUCGCUCCCCUUACUUUCAGAAACUCGCUUUAUUUUUCAAGUGACUGAUCAUUCCCUGAAACAGGAAAGAACAGGAGGAGCAUGGAUGUUUUGCCUUCACCGCUUCCCCUUCCAAAGCACAUCUUGGACAUAUGGGUCAUUGUCCUGAUCAUCCUGGUCACCAUAGUUGUUAUGACAUCCCUGUUAUUGUGCCCAGCGACAGCUGUGAUAAUUUAUAGAGUUCGGACACACCCUAUACAUAAUGGAGCCAUGUGAGACUUGCCGCCUCCUCACUUUGUUUGGCUUUGUUUUUGAGAAACACGGGCUAAAAAAGGACUACAGGGAAACAGUCAAUUUAUCAGUCUUUUCCUGACAUUCGGCCAAGAUCUGAGGAGACACUGGAGGUGUGCCAGCAAGGAAAUGACAGCAACACAGAGGCUAUGAUCAUGUGAUGAGAACAAUACAUGUCAGAAGAACUGCCCUGGAAGCCUGGUUGCAUGUACAGACUGUGACCCUAGAGCCUGCUGGAUCAGGCCAGUGGCCUAUCUAGUCCAGCAUCCCAUUCUUACAGUGGCCAACCAGAUUCCUAUGGGAAGCCCACAAGCAGGGCAUGAAUGCAAGAGUACUCUCCCCUCCCGCAGUUUCCAGCAACUGGUAUUCAGAAGAAGCAUGCUGCCCCCAACUAGUGGACUUUAUACAGGACUUUAUCCCCAGUUGUGGAAUCAACUCAGCUGGUUCAGGAUUCCAGAUUGUUCCUGUUUUGGAUUCUUGGUGUGUACUUUUAUUUUUAAAGAAAUGGUUCUUCAUGUUUCCUAAGCAAGCUGUUCCAAAGGAACUAAGAAAUUGGCAAAACCAGAUGGCGGAAAGGAACCACGCUGUGCUUAUUAACAUAUAGUUUGCAGAUAUGCAAACACAACCUGUUUUAUCUAUUCUAUAAAAACCAGCUGGGGGAAAGCUCUGAUUGUUCUCCGCUGGAAAGUUUGGUUGCUUUCUCUUUCGACCAAGAUCCCUCUAAUCCAAACAGCAGCCACUAAAACAGAAUCAGGAGGGAGAAAUCAGAUUUAAGCAGAUCAGUGUAUGGAUGUAUUUGUGGUAUACAACUAUGGAAUUAUAUAUUCAUCAUUAUAUAUUUAUUUUUAAGAAACCUAAUAAAAUACAAAAAGGGGAGUGAGAUUUAAUCAAAGUAUACUUCCAGAGAAUAGUUUAGAAUGUGGCAAUGAAGAAAAGAGCAAGCAAAAGAGGCAUUUUUCUGCUGCUGAUUUUGUGAAACCAUGUGCAUCUUGCAAUGCUAUGAGUAGGAUGGGAGGGCCCAUCUGAGUUAUAUUGAAUGAAUGCCAACUACAGACUAAAUGUGUUGUGUAAAGACUGGGGAUCAUUAUAGUUAUGGUGUGAUGUAAAUAGUGUUGUAGCUCCAUCUCCCUGUUUCAAAGCUUGAACCGCACACACACCUUAGUCAACUGUUUAUUAAAGAGUUCUCUUUCUAAUAAUGGGGUUACUAGAUGUUUCUUUUUACCUGGCAACACCAAACAUACACAUUGCCAUGCAUCAAUUUCUUCUAGCAGCCUGCAUAAUUCCUUAUUUCUCCCAUGGCUGCUACUGGCUUUUUUUGCUACUAGGGAAGCACAUGUCAGUCUUGAUAGUCAUCUGUUCCCUCACACAGUAGAAGUGUCAACUUCUAGUCGAAAAAGGUCUCCUGUACCUUUAAUAUCUACAUGCAAGGGAAAAGUUCAGCUGUUUUUGUUGCUCUGCCAUAGCCUAUGAUGAAGAUAGGCUCGGCAUCGGCCAAAUCUCUCGCUGUUUCUCAGCUACAGACAAAUGGUUCACAAGGUUUAAGAAACAGGAAAUGGAAAUGGUUUAUGUAUUGUACAUAAAAGGAAGUGGAUAUAUUUCCAUUAAAUGUAUCCGCAGAAAACUCAUGUUAAAGCUGUGAUAUUGUGCAAAU